AUGGAGCCCAGCCUCCAAACUCCCCAGAUGCUACCUGAGCUGAGAGCACAGGACGCGCCGGGCCAGCAGCCGGAGCUCGACGAAGACGAAGCAGCGUAUUGCCGGCGCUGGGGCGCGCAGCACGCCGGGGCCCGCGAGCUGGCCGCGCUCUACUCUCCAGGCAAGCGCUUCCAGGAGUGGUGCUGUGUGGUCCUAUGCUUCAGCCUCAUUGCCCACAACUUGGUCCACCUCCUGCUGCUGGCCCGCUGGGAGCACACGCCCCUCGUAAUGCUGGGUGUUGUUGCAGGGGCUCUCAUUGCUGACUUCCUGUCUGGCCUGGUGCACUGGGGAGCCGACACUUGGGGUUCCGUGGAGCUGCCCAUUGUGGGGAAGGCUUUCAUCCGACCAUUCCGGGAGCAUCACAUCGACCCAACAGCCAUUACACGUCAUGACUUCAUCGAGACCAACGGGGACAACUGCCUGGUGACACUGCUGCCACUGCUGAACAUGGCCUACAAGUUCCACACCCAGAGCCCCGAAGCCCUGGAGCAACUGUACCCCUGGGAAUGCUUCGUCUUCUGCUUGAUCAUCUUCGGCACCUUCACCAACCAGAUCCACAAGUGGUCUCACACGUACUUUGGGCUACCACGCUGGGUCACCCUCCUGCAGGACUGGCAUGUCAUCCUGCCUCGUAAACACCAUCGCAUCCACCACGUCUCACCCCAUGAGACCUACUUCUGCAUCACCACAGGCUGGCUCAACUACCCUCUGGAAAAGAUGGGAUUCUGGCGACGCCUAGAGGACCUCAUCCAGGGCUUGACUGGCGAGAAGCCUCGUGCAGAUGACAUGAAAUGGGCCCAAAAGAUCAAAUAACUCCUCCAGCCUGCCACCUCGUUGCCAACUUCCCCUGGCCUCCCCAAACCGAAGCCAUCUGCCAAAUUCCAGCCUUCCUCGCACUGGCCCCUCUAGGUGGAGAGGAUGCCUCCUGGGCUGGGCUUGGGCACCCCCCAGCCCACCCUUUGUGACACAGAAUACUUGAGCCACUGAUUUUUCCUUUCCUUUUUUUUUUCCAUUUCUUUCCUUGGCUCCUCCUUAGAUACCUGAGCUGCUCUGUCUGCCAAGCCUGACUGCAGAAAAAGGAGCCCCUUGGGUAGAGGGGAAGUUCACCCACUCCCCCACACUCUGACCUCCCGCAGUUCCACUGGGCAGCCCUUCAGCAUGGCUGGUGUUGGAGCCACUAAGUCCUCUUAUCUGUCCCUCCUUGUCUGUUCCCUGUGGUCUAGGAGCCCCCAGGCACACCUAAGUGUCCCUGGAGUAUUGCUCUGCCAUAACUCUGCAGACUGACCCUAACGGCCUUGGUGGACAACCCCAGACCAGCCUGUCCAUUCAAGGAUAGUUGACCAGAAGAAGCCAGAAUCCCCUGCCCAGGUCUGGACCCUCCUCCUCCCCACCCCUCCCCCAUCUGCCCAUGUGAUUCCAGCCAGAGCUGAUGUUUCUAAGGGAAGGAAGGAUGACUUCACAGGGCACAGCCCCUGCAAUGGGUCUUGAUCAUUUGGAAGGGGACACAGUGUCCCUUCCAGCCAGGGGUAUGUCACAAAAGGAAGAGGGCUUUUGGGGGUGUUUUUUUUUUAAAGGUGCUUGCUUGUUUAAUGUAAAUAAUAGAAAGCCUUAAUAUCUUUUCUGUAACAUGAAGUAAUAUUUUAAUGUCAUGUUUUGGAUGUACAUAAUAUAUUUAUAACAAAGCAGCAAGAGUCUA
This is a messenger RNA of Miniopterus natalensis, 1735 nucleotides long. RefSeq names its product plasmanylethanolamine desaturase 1 (gene PEDS1). Gene Ontology annotation, molecular function: plasmanylethanolamine desaturase activity. Gene Ontology annotation, biological process: ether lipid biosynthetic process. NCBI's taxonomy places the organism in Eukaryota, Metazoa, Chordata, Mammalia, Chiroptera, Miniopteridae. The record is from RefSeq and is a predicted model, not a curated record. Gene Ontology annotation, cellular component: endoplasmic reticulum membrane.